Trypanosoma conorhini is the source of this 366-nucleotide messenger RNA. RefSeq lists its product as uncharacterized. The record is from RefSeq and is a predicted model, not a curated record. Lineage: Eukaryota; Euglenozoa; Kinetoplastea; Trypanosomatida; Trypanosomatidae. The annotation marks the transcript as partial. The transcript has a single exon.
AUGGCGGUGGGGCUCCUCACGCACGUGGGGGCGGAGGCACGGAGGCGCCUCAGCCGCGAGCCGCAGGAUGGGGGUGUGGAGCCGCUCUUUUGCCUUCACCGCGACGCGCUGCGUGUAGUCGCCACACUGCGGGAGGCACUGCCGCCUCAGCCCGCCGCGUACCAGCACUCGGCGUACGCAGCGUGCGCCGCCCCGGCAAUGAACUGCUACUUCGUUGCGGCGCCCAUCCGCACGGAGAGGGGGACGACAGUUCCAGUGCCGGCGCUGCCUUUGCUCGAUUCACGAGACAAGCAGCUGGACUACAUUUUCUCCGCCGUAGCCGCGACGUUGGACCUCUUUGACUCCAUGACGCCUGAAUGGCAGGUA